CGUCGGGAGUUGUAGGCGGAAGAGGGGCUGUGAGAGCGGCGGGAGGGACGGUUUAGGGGGUCCCCCCGACAUGGAGCUCCCCCAGCAGGUACCGCCCGACCGCACCGGGCCGGGUGCCAUGGAUGCCCUGCAUGAGGCCGGGAUCUGGGCAGCCCUGGCCCUGCAGGCUGGGCCGCCCUGGCUGGAGCAGUUCUGGGUCUACCUGACAUCCCACUUCGAUCCCAAAUCCAUCUACACCUUCUGCUUCCCGCUGGCCCACGGGCUGGAUGCCCGGGUGGGGCUCAUGGUGCUCUGGAUCGGGCUCGUGGCUGAGUGGCUCAACGUGGUCCUCAAAUGGUUCCUAUUUGGGGAACGCCCGUACUGGUGGAUCCAUGAGUCCGGGUUGUUCUCCCAGGAGGAGCUGGAGAAGUUCCCGCUGCGCCAGUUCCCGGUCACCUGCGAAACGGGACCAGGGAGCCCCUCAGGCCACUGCAUGAUCCCCGGGGCAGCCCUGUGGCCACUUGUCACCGCGCUGACAGCUGAGGUGGCCCGGAGCACCCGCAGCCGGGUGCUGAGACUGAUCCCUUUCCUUGCCUACACCCUCUUCCUGGUGGCCAUGGGGCUCUCCCGGAUCUUUGUCCUGGCCCACUUCCCCCACCAGGUGGUCACCGGCAUCCUGGCAGGCUCGGCGCUGGGCUGGGGGCUGCAGCGCUGCCCCCCCAACUUCCGUGUGUUCCGGUUCUUCGUGGCGGUGGCUGUGGUACUGAUGCUGAGUGCACUGGCCCUGCACAGCCUGGCUACGGCUGCUGGCAUCGACCUCGACUGGUCCCUCCGCCUGGCCAGCGCCUGGUGCUCGGACCCGGCGUGGCUGCGGCCGGACACGCGGCCCUUCGCCUCGCUGUGCCGGGUGGUGGGCAGUGCCCUGGGGCUGGCCCUGGCCGCCGAGACCCCCCCGCGCCGCCGGGACGAGGAGCAGCUCCUGGACGGCCGCCUGCGGGUGGCGAGCACGGCUCUGGCCCUGCUGGCCCUGCAGCUGGUGCACAGGCUGCCCAGGCCCUCGGACGCGGCCGCCCUGUACAGGCACGUGGUCGUGCACUACGCAGCCGGGCCCUUCCUGGUGGUCUCCGUCCUGCCCCGGUUCGUCAUCGCCCUCAGGAGCUUCCUGGAGCCCUCCCAAGUCCCCCCCAACACCAAUUAGGGGGCCGCCGCCCUUGUUCUGGCUUGUUCUCCACCUCAUAGAGUAGGGGGAUCCCUGACCUGCCCUGGCUCAUCUGAGAGCCCCCCACACUGAGUAGGGGGGUACCCACUCCCUGCCCUGGUUCAUCCUCAUCCUCAGCUGCCCCCAGGGCCCUCCUCCCACACUGAGUUGGAGUCCCCCCUCCUGCCCUGGCUCAUCCUCACCUUCACCUGCCCCUGGGGACCCCCCAAACUGAGGAGGGGGGUCCCUGCUCAUCCUCACCUGCCCCCAGGGACGCCCCCCACUGAGUAGGGAUCUCCCUCUUGUCACGGUUCAUUUUCACCCUCACCUGCCCCGGAGACCCCCCUAGGGCAGAGUAGGGGCGUCCCUGCACCUCUCCCAGCUCAUCCUCACCUUCACCCGCCCCCGGGGACCCCUCACUAAGUAGGGGGUCCCGGCUCAUCCUCACUCGUCCCCAGGGACCAGCCCCCCACCGAUUUGGGGAGUCCUCGCCCCCUCCUGCUGAUUCCCACCCCCCGUCCCGGCUCUGCCCUUUGCUGUCCCCAUCGCUGGUGGCUUCAGGCCAGGCUUCCCCAGUUGUUGCACUAAAAGCCCUGUCCCCCCUCCCCUGGGCAGCAGGACCCCCCCGGGGGGGCGGAGCUGGGGGUGCCCCGUGCCCAGCAGGUCUGGGGACACAGCACAGGGACAGCCCCAGCCCGGGGGUCACUGACCUGCCACCCCCCCACCUCCAGCUGCCCCAGUUCUCCCCUCUCUGGAGCAGGGAUGGGAACCCCCCCCCAACGCCGGGAGCCCCCCUUAUACCACCGGAGGCGGGGGGGUCACCUCGUUUCUUACCAAAUAAAGCACCAAAACCAACCCA
This is a messenger RNA of Neopelma chrysocephalum (saffron-crested tyrant-manakin), 2036 nucleotides long. RefSeq names its product glucose-6-phosphatase 3-like. Gene Ontology annotation, biological process: glucose 6-phosphate metabolic process; gluconeogenesis. The coding region runs from base 71 to 1177 and encodes 368 amino acids. NCBI's taxonomy places the organism in Eukaryota, Metazoa, Chordata, Aves, Passeriformes, Pipridae. Gene Ontology annotation, cellular component: membrane. The record is from RefSeq and is a predicted model, not a curated record. Gene Ontology annotation, molecular function: glucose-6-phosphatase activity. The transcript is spliced from 7 exons.